Molecule: messenger RNA, 657 nt
Organism: Fusarium keratoplasticum
Lineage: Eukaryota; Fungi; Ascomycota; Sordariomycetes; Hypocreales; Nectriaceae
Exons: 1
Coding region: 1-657 (218 amino acids)
Source: RefSeq, a predicted model, not a curated record
AUGAAGCCCAUCAUUCUCUACUCUCACGAAAUCGGCCCCAACCCUUGGAAGGUUGCCCUCAUCCUCGAGGAGCUCUCCCUUCCCUACGAAACCCGUUUCAUCGACUUUACAGCUGUCAAGCAAGAGCCCUACACACUUCUUAAUCCCAAUGGACGUCUUCCGGCUAUUCAAGACCCCAAUACUGGUAUCACACUUUGGGAGUCAGGUGCCAUCAUCGAGUACGUUGUCGAGACGUAUGACAAGAAUCACAAGAUCAGCUUCGACUCUGGCCCGGAGAAGUACCUAGCCAAGCAGUGGCUAUUCUUCCAAGUCUCGGGCCAAGCUCCGUAUUAUGGCCAGGCAGGCUGGUUCAAGAGACACCACCCGGAAAAAGUCCAAAGCGCAAUUGAUCGCUACGUCAAUGAGAUCCUACGCGUCAACGGCGUCAUGGAUAAGGUGCUGAGCACACAGGAUUGGCUUGUCGGAGACAAAUGCUCCUACGCUGAUUUGUCGUUCUUUGCCUGGCAGAGAUGGGUGCCCGAGAUUGUGGAGGGUGACCUCUACGAGCGGUUCCCUCAUGUUGGGGCAUGGUUCAGGAGGAUGGAGGAGAGGCCGGCGGCGCAAAAGGUUGUGGCGGAUCAGGAGCGUGCUAUUGCGUCUAUGGGGCGCGGUGAUUGA